AUGGUAAAUUUGUAUUUUGCACUAGAUCAAGGAACUAAUGGUGGUGAAAAGAUUGGAACAAGAGGUGCAUUAAAUAUGGGGACAAGUGGAGGUGGUGGAGAAGGAACUAGUGGUGGUGGGAAUAUUAUAACCGGAGGCCAUAUUGGUAGAGGUGGCAAUGGAACUAGUGGUGGUGGACGGAUAAUAAACGGAGGACGUCUAGGUGGAGGCGGAGAAGGUACUAGUGGUGGUGGAUGGAUUAUAAAUGGAGGACGACGUGGUGGAGGUGGUGAUGGAACUAGUGGUGGUGGACGGAUUAUAAUUGGGGGACGUCGUGGUGGAGGUGGAGAAGGUACUAGUGGUGGUGGACGGAUUAUAAUUGGAGGACGUCGUGGAGGAGGUGGCGAUGGAACUAGUGGUGGUGGACGGAUUACAAAUGGAGGACGUCUAGGUGGAGGUGGGGACGGGACUAGUGGUGGUGGACGGAUUAUAAUUGGAGGACGUCGUGGAGGAGGUGGCGAUGGAACUAGUGGUGGUGGACGGAUUAUAAAUGGAGGACGUCUAGGUGGAGGUGGGGACGGGACUAGUGGUGGUGGACGGAUUAUAAAUGGAGGACGUCGUGGAGGAGGUGGAGAAGGUACUAGUGCUGGUGGACGGAUAAUAAAUGGAGGACGUCGUGGUGGAGGUGGAGAGGUUACUAGUGGUGGUGGACGGAUUAUUAUUGGAGGACAUCUUCGUGGUGGAGGCGGAGACAGAACUAAGGGUGGUGGACGGGUUAUAAUCGGAGGACAAUGUCUUUUUGGUGGAUGA
Solanum pennellii is the source of this 789-nucleotide messenger RNA. Its product is annotated as glycine-rich cell wall structural protein-like. Bases 1 to 789 code for a protein of 262 amino acids. The transcript has a single exon. The record is from RefSeq and is a predicted model, not a curated record. Lineage: Eukaryota; Viridiplantae; Streptophyta; Magnoliopsida; Solanales; Solanaceae.